Messenger RNA from Panthera uncia (snow leopard), 4351 nucleotides. It is a transcript of the gene GASK1B, whose product is annotated as golgi associated kinase 1B. Gene Ontology annotation, cellular component: Golgi apparatus. NCBI's taxonomy places the organism in Eukaryota, Metazoa, Chordata, Mammalia, Carnivora, Felidae. The transcript is spliced from 5 exons. Bases 450 to 1997 code for a protein of 515 amino acids. The record is from RefSeq and is a predicted model, not a curated record.
GGGAUAGCAGCAGCCAGUUCACAAGUAACUGUUUUGCUUUGCAAUCAGUAGUUUUCAAGGGAGCUUUUAAAGCUGAGCUGAAAUAUUUGAAAUGUGGAACACUCUUGACCAUGAAAUAUGUUCUACUUACAUGCUUCAGCCUUUAAAAGUUCUUUGCAUUACAGUCAGGGAUUACAUUCUUCCUGGAGCCAAGCAUGGGGCCAGCUGUACACAAGCCACACUUCUCCUCGGGGAAGCUGAUAGGAGUUUAAACGGUUUGUCGUGGCGAGCGUCGGAAACAUUCCCAACUUCAUCACCAACCCUUUACACUUCCACCUUUACUCUACCCACUGGAGACCACUUAUAUACCUAAGCAGAGGCGACAGCUGAAUUCAGGAAACCAUGCAUCAUGUCAGCAGGAACCAACUGCAGACUUUAAAGUCUGCUCAACAUGUGGAUGCAGCAGAGAAAUGACCUGUCCAGACAAGCCAGGGCAACUCAUAAACUGGUUCAUCUGCUCCCUGUGCGUCCCGCGGGUGCGUAAACUCUGGAGCAGCCGGCGCCCAAGGACCCGGAGGAACCUCCUGCUGGGCACUGCCUGCGCCAUCUACUUGGGCUUUCUGGUGAGCCAGGUGGGACGUGCCUCUCUCCAGCAAGGAAGGGCAGCCGAAAAGGGGCCGCACCGGGGUCGUGACACCGUCGAGGCGCCCUUCCCUGAGAUACCCUUGGAUGGUACCCUGGCCCCUCCAGAGUUCCAGGGCAAUGGGACCACGCUGCAGCUCAACGUGGUGUACAUUACCCUACGCUCCAAGCGCAGCAAGCCUGCCAAUAUCCGUGGCACAGUGAAACCCAAACGCAGAAAGAAGUAUGCAGUGGCAUCUCCGGCCCUGGGGCAGGAGGCUUUGGUUGGGCCAUCCCUUCAGCCACAGGAAGCUGCAAGGGCAGCUGAUGCUGAAGUGCAGGGAGGAAACCUGGGCAAGGUUGGGGAACGACCCUGGAGGUUGAUACGGGGUUCAGGGGUGCAGGUUGGUGGCUCAGAUUUUCAGCGGCCCGAGACCAGGGAGAGCAACAUCAGGAUCUACAGCGAGAGCGCCCCCUCGUGGCUGAGCAAAGAAGACAUCCUCAGAAUGCGCCUGUUGGCGGAUGGUGCCGUGGCCGGUCUUCACCCAAUUUCCUCUAAGAGCGGAGCCCGCUUGCUGGUGCUGGAGGGGAGCGCCGCUGGCUCUGUGCCUGGCUGCGGCCCCAGCCCCUGUGGACUGCUCAAGCAGCCCUUGGACAUGAGUGAGGUGUUCGCCUUCCACCUGGACAGGAUCCUUGGGCUCAACAGGACCCUGCCGUCUGUGAGCAGGAAAUCAGAGUUCAUCCAAGAUGGCCGCCCAUGUCCUGUCAUUCUCUGGGACUCAUCUUUAUCUCCAACAAGUAAUGAAACUCACUCUUCUGUUAAGCUCACCUGGGGAACUUACCAACAGUCAUUGAAACAGAAGUGCUGGCAGAAUGGUCGAGUACCCAAACCUGAAUGGGGUUGUACUGAAAUACAUCAUCAUGAGUGGUCUAAGCUGGCACUCUUUGAUUUUUUGUUACAGAUUUAUAAUCGCUUAGAUAUAAAUUGCUGUGGAUUCAGACCUCGAAAGGAAGAUGCCUGUGUACAGAAUGGACUGAGGCCAAAGUGUGACAACCAAGAUUCUGUGGCUCUAGCACACGUUAUCCAGCGAAAGCAUGACCCAAGGCAUUUGGUCUUUAUAGACAACAAGGGUUUCUUUGACAGAAGCGAAGAUAACUUAAACUUCAAAUUGUUAGAAGGCAUCAAAGAGUUUCCCGAAUCUGCAGUUUCUGUUUUGAAGAGCCAGCACUUGCGGCAGAAACUCCUUCAGUCCCUGUUUCUUGAUAAAGUUUAUUGGGAAAGUCAAGGAGGUAGACAAGGAAUUGAAAAGCUUAUUGAUGUAAUAGAACAGAGAGCCAAAAUCCUUCUCACCUACAUCAACGCACAUGGGGCCAAAGUAUUACCUAUGAAUGAAUAAUGAAAGGAUCUUCUGGCUAGAAUACUAGAUAUAUUUAUGCAUUUGGUUUUGUUUUGUUUUGUUUUGAAAUCAGGUACACAAACCUCAAGUCCUUUUAGGAAUGAGGCAGCGUGGAGGAAUACAUAAAAGAAAUGAAUUUGACCAAGUGUAUAUGAUGGAUCUGAGCUCUAUAAGCAGGCUUAAAACCUUUUAAAAAACAUACUGUUCAAAAAAUAUUUGUUUAUAUUUUUCUCUAACAUCACAUCAUAGGAGUCUCAACAUCUGGUUACAGAUGGCCGCAAUUAUUAUUCCAGUUAGCUUUGUCAUGCCAUUUAAUGGAACAGCGUAAACCAGAGGAGCGGACUCCUUUAACAAGGCAUAUUUUAUGCCAUAUUGACUGGUCUGACUGAGUACUGAUAGGAAUGGCUCUUGAUAUUCUUUGGUUGCUGAUUGUUAAAACAGGGCAGCCUCAAUAUGACCCAGAGGCGAUUCUACAUUGGAAACCUGAGGCUGCCAUCUGCAAAAAACAUCAGGGUAUGCGAUAAUUCUACAUAGAAAUGGUGGGUUAUUUGCAAAAGCACCAGUAUAUAUUUUAUUUUAUCUAUAAAUGAUCAGCCAUCUCUGAUUCUGAGCAGCAAGAAUCACAUUUUCCAUUUUUUAAGUAAAUUUAUUUUGUUUUCAAUAUAGAAAUCAUCCAAAUCUGACGGUUUAUAUAUUAGGUAGUUUUUCUUUCUCAGUUUGAGUCCAGUUUAUGUCUAGUGGCUUAGAAAUUAAAUAAUUUUAAGGUACAAGUUACCUAUUUGAAAAUAUUAUUUUAGAAUGCCUUUUUUAAUGGAUGCUCUUUUGAAAAAUUUUGUCAUUUUUACAGUGGAUACACUAUAGUUUUUGUAUAUUUUAUAAAUAAUAGUGGAUUUCUUCAGAUUUGUUCUAAUUAUACUUAGACUGAUUUAAUUGAUCUUGCUCAGAUAUUGACAAUAGAACCAGAUAUCGAAUGUAUUUAAAUAUAUUGUUUGGCUUAUUCUAAUAUGAGAAAUAUGAACAAAAUAAAUUAAAACCUGACUCUUUUCAAUUCUCCUCAAUGACUAGAACUAACAGUGAAUUUGGAUACUAUUCAGGCUCAAAUAAUUCUCCCCAAACUCCCUCUACCUUCAUUUUAAUUAGGCAUAGGGACGUGGACAUAUAGUUUUCAUGUGUUGGGUCUUUGUGUUUUGGCAAGAUACCAUUGCAUUUUCUGUGUCCUAAUCAAGGGCAACUUAAUAUCACCAUAAAUUAGAACUAUUAAAGGCAUUAAAAUGAAGACUGUUUUUUUAAAUAUAACUAUAUAUUCCAAUUUAUACAAACGUGUCGAGGCAAAAUGUCAAAACAACAUGGUAACUACAAGAGGUAGUUACCUUGGUAAGGCCAAGGAGAGAGGGGUCAUUUGAUUAUCUAAUUAUAACUUUUCUAGGCUCACAUUCAUGUACUGUUUUCUAGCAUCCUUAUUUGCUAGGCUGACCUUUGGAGAAGUGGUCUUCAGACCAUUCUUUUCUUCCAUUAUCCCUCUCUACACCUCUGAGUUCCUCCCUCUGAUUCUACGCAAUCAGCAAACUCUGACUCUCCUGAGUCUCCUCUUUUACCUGUUGUAUUUGGGCUUUUUAAGUCCCCCUUUCCCUCAUUAAUCAGUAUAUUACUAAAAAAAAUUGGCCUAACAAAAGUUUGGCAACCCAGGUUUUAUAUUGAGCCAUUGACUUGAAAUAACUAUUUGUGAGGUUGCCUUAUACCUUGCCUUAUCAAGCUGGCAUGUUUGCAUUUUCAUAUGCUUUUUAUGGAAUAUAUCAUCUUUAUCUAAAUUUGUGAAAUUAAUGGUGAGAAUUCCCAUAUCCUCAGAAAUGAGCUUUAAUUUUGUGUCUCAAGCUACACUGCUUUUGGGCAGCCGGGUUCACUCUUACGUGGAUCCAGCUUUCCUUAUUUCCCUCCAGUUAUUCUGACAUGCUUAAUAUUAAAUGAAAGUUCCGGGAACACAUGUUUAUUUUAGUCACCUUUGCUUUUUAACAAUGUAUUUUGUGCUAUAAUCAGUGAAUAAUUCAUGCUGCAUUAUUUUUGAAUAAUGGAUAGCUGCAGCACCAGGCUUUUAAUUUUAAGUAAUGCUCUUUUCUCUUACUGAAACAAUGAGAGUACCCUGAGCCUUUCAAAUGCACUCAGAUUAUGCUGUGGUUUGGUUCACGUAAGCAUAUUAUGUGGUUUAUUUAUAACUUGAUAAAUUUAAAAUAAAACAAUUUACCUUGGCAGACAUGCAAAAGCUGAUUGUUGUGUGAUUUAUUUUCUUUAAGCUGAUAAUAUGCAAAUAAAUGCAUAUCUGAAAAAUCUAUAAUAAAAAUAUUAGAAAUUAAAGAUGU